Messenger RNA from Aspergillus homomorphus CBS 101889, 1903 nucleotides. Its product is annotated as putative flavin containing polyamine oxidase. Bases 224 to 1903 code for a protein of 559 amino acids. The record is from RefSeq and is a predicted model, not a curated record. Lineage: Eukaryota; Fungi; Ascomycota; Eurotiomycetes; Eurotiales; Aspergillaceae. Gene Ontology annotation, molecular function: oxidoreductase activity. The transcript is spliced from 6 exons.
GGCUGGGGAGGUACCGCACUUCGGAUGGUGCCAGCAUGCCGAUAAGACGUGUGUGAUGUCUUUCCUUGUACCCGAGCGUAUAUAGCCUGCCACACCUCCUGAGGUCCGACGGAGAAAUAGUACCUCUGUUUCGAUACCGAGGUCCCCUGUGUCUGUCGAUUGCCGAUUUUCUGCCUUUCUCUCCACAACAGUAAGGCAGUAGCUUCGGGUUGUAAGAGUGGCAAUGCACUCGAAUCCCAAUCUAUUUAGUUCCUUUUCUUUCUUACUUGCCGCUCUGGGAAUCCAGCCAGGAUGGGCCUAUGUCGCGCAAACCCCUCUGACAGGCGACACCUGCACGCAAACCACCGUGGCCAUCUUGGGAGGGGGGAUGGCCGGGGUGGCUGCAGCGCAAGCCUUGACAAACGCAUCCGUCUCCGAUUUCCUCCUGAUAGAAUCGCGCGAAACACUCGGGGGUCGAGUGUGGCAUACUGACUUUGGAAAAGAUAAGGAAGGCAGGCCGUAUGUGGUGGAGUUUGGGGCCAACUGGGUAUAUUUCUAUGCCCCGCAAUCCAGGCAUCUCCAAGGCUUGGGCUCUGCUGAUACAAUAAACCCAGUCUGGGCCUUGGUAGGCGUUGCCACUUUUGUAGCGAACCUGGCUGACCAACAGGCCAAAAAAUACCAUCUGCGUAAUACCUAUUCCAACUACAGCUCUCUCCGCACCUACAACGAAUCCGGCGAAACCGACUAUCGAUAUCUCCUCGAUAAAUAUGCCGAGGCUUACCAGAUCGCGGCGCGCGACGCCGGUCAGAUUCUGAUGCAGAACCUGCAGGAUCAAACCGCCCGCACUGGGCUUGCCCUAGCUGGCUGGCGACCUCGCAAGAAUGACAUGGCUGCCCAGGCGGUCGAAUGGUGGAACUGGGAUUGGGAAGACGCCUCCCCGCCAGAGACCAGUUCCUUCGUGUUCGGGAUGGCCGGCGAGAACCUGACCUUCAACCAGUUUGGCAAGGCCAACCACUUCGUCCUCGACCCUCGCGGCUACAGCACCAUCAUCGAGCAGGAAGCCGCGGCUAUCUUUGGGGACGGACCCUCCUCACGUCUACGACUCAACACCCAUGUCACCGCCAUCGACCACUCUCACAAAGGAGUCACCAUCCACACCAACAACGGCGACUGCAUCGAAGCAGCCUACGCCAUCUGCACAUUUUCUGUUGGAGUCCUCCAAAAUCACGCUGUGGCCUUCCGCCCGCCUCUCCCGAGGUGGAAACGGACUGCGAUCGAGAAAUUCAACAUGGGCACCUACACCAAGAUCUUCCUGCAAUUUCCCUACACGUUCUGGCCCACCGAUACGCAGUUCUUCCUGUAUGCCUCCCCGACCACCCGCGGCUACUACCCGAUCUUCCAGUCCCUCUCCUCCCCCACCUUCUUGCCCGAGUCUCAUAUCCUGGUCGUAACCGUCGUCGAAGAACAAGCCUACCGCGUCGAACGACAAUCCACGGCGCAGACCACGGCCGAGAUCCUCGCCGUGCUACGGGAAAUGUUCGUGGGGGUGACAAUCCCACAGCCGACGGCCGUCACUUACCCGCGCUGGUCGCAGGAGCCCUGGGCGUACGGCAGCUACUCCAACUGGCCGGUGGGGACCACGCUCGAAAUGCACCAAAACCUGCGAGCGAACGCGGGCCGACUCUGGUUCGCGGGCGAGGCGACCAGCGCGCCGUAUUUUGGGUUUCUGCAUGGGGCGUGGUUCGAGGGGCAAGAGGCGGGCGCGCAUGUGGCGGCGCUGCUGCAGGGUCGGUGUGUGACGCUACAGGAGGGCGGGGAGGAGACGUGUGGCGAGCGGAGGCAUUAUGAGCCGCUGAAUGGGACGACGCCGAUUGAGGCGUAUAGCAUGGUCAAUGGGUGGCCUUUAAGUAGUACAGAUUUGUAG